Molecule: messenger RNA, 7479 nt
Organism: Nerophis lumbriciformis (worm pipefish)
Lineage: Eukaryota; Metazoa; Chordata; Actinopteri; Syngnathiformes; Syngnathidae
Gene: glt1d1
Product: glycosyltransferase 1 domain containing 1
Molecular function (GO): glycosyltransferase activity
Source: RefSeq, a predicted model, not a curated record
UGUAAAUCCAAAUAGCACAUCUUUAAAACAAAGCACAAAUUUGUCAUGCAUAUUGUCCAGGAUGAAACGACAGAUGCAUUUUGGUGUUUUUUUUUUUUAAAUAUAUAUUUUUUAAAUUUUAUAAACCUUUAUUUAUAAUAUGCAACAUUUGUAUACAAUCAAGAAAUACAAAUAAUCAAAACAAGUACAGAAACAGUACAAAACAGCGCCGGGGGUUGUAAACUUAAUAAAGUAACUAAAAUAGAAUGCAAAAUAUAUAUUUGUAACAAAAUGUAUAGCCUUUGGCUCACAUAAAUUCCGUAAAUAAUCCAAAUUUAGAACACAUCAUCAUAGUUUUCACAGCUUUUUGGUUGUUAGAGGUAGAAAGCGUUUUAAAGUAGAGUUCUAAUUAUUUUAAAGGCACAAAAAACAGAUAUAUACAGAAUAUAAAACGUAGCCAAUGGUAUAAUGAGGUUGCACAGGUAAAAUUCCUUUUCAAUUUUUUUUUCAUAUAGUGUAAAUCCAAAUAGCACAUCUUCAAAAACAAAGCACACUUUUGUCAUGAAUAUUGUUCAGGAUGAAACAACAGAUGCAGCAUUUUGGUAGUUUCUCGCUCUGCUCAGUCUUUGUGACGUCACCGUAGAAAUAAGGAAGUAGCCCGUCGGCAUUUUUUGGUUUUUUUUUUUUUUAAUAUCACAUUCUCGCCACAUCUCCGGGCACCCAAGUUAGUUUGCCACAUGUGCUGGUUCCAAAGUUAGUUAAAAAAAAUUUAAUUGAGGUAAAAAAGUAACACGUGUUGCACUGUUAUUUUACACCGUUACGUGUUUCCAGGGAAUGAUAUAAAAGGCGGACACGUGACACGGUGCUGUGUUUUCAAGCCUCUCCCUUGGUUACAUUAGCACAUUAGAGGCUCCGCAUGUUGCUCCUUUAUUUAAACACUCGCUCACGUCCGUUCACUUAGUAUCAGACCAUUAUUAAGAUAAUGAAAUUACUUUUCCUUGCUUGCCUGGAACCCAAAACAGGGAACCACACCACAGCUGAGCGAAUCAGGUCCCACAUUGAAUCAGCAGGACACACUUGUGAGCUCCACCAUGCAGAAGAAUUUCAGUCAUCUUCUGACUUAGCAAACCUGCUAUCACAAAAUAUUCAAUUUGAUGGCGCUCUUGCCAUUCAUCUCUUCAAAGCCGGCAGACUUCUCCUAGACAUUCAAGUACCUUUUGGCAUUGUCUUUGGCGGAACAGACAUCAAUGAAGAUGUGAAAGUUGAGAAGAGGCGUGCAGUUAUGGAAAACGUUCUACUUAAAGCAAGGUUUGCAGUUGCAUUUACGGAGAAAAUGAAGCAAGAAGCCAUGUCAUAUUUGCAUUCCCAGAGCAGCAAAACGUAUGUCCAGCCUCAAGGUAUUGAGACAGACGUUUCAGAGGAUUUCGACUGGACUGAAUUCUUGCAAAGUGCAGGUAUACGUGGUGAGCAUGUGGAACGGCUCCAUGUUUUCCUGUUGAUCUGUGGCCUCAGAAGAGUCAAGGACCCUCUGUAUUUAGUGGAGAGUUUUUCAGAGUGGCACAGUGAGAAUCCCCAAAAUGUUCUCGUUAUAAUUGGUCCAAAGAUUGAUCCUGUCCUGACUGAUGCAGUCGAAGCUGUUGUUAGGAGAACAGCAGGGGUCUUCUUGGCCCAGGAGAGGAGCCAACCGGAGCUUCACGCUGCCAUGAAAAGGUGCUUUGCGAUGGUCAACAGUUCCAUCUCAGAGGGCAUGUCCGCAGCUAUCUUGGAGGCCAUGGAUCUGGGGCUACCUGUGUUGGCCAGGAACAUUCCGGGAAAUACUGCUAUAGUGCAAAACGAGGUCACAGGACUGGUGUACUCUUCCCCUCAGGAGUUUGUGCAUCAGUCUCAGAGGCUGUUGUCAGAUCAUCAGCUGAGAGCGAGAGUGAUAAGGAAUGGAAAAGUAUACGUGGUGAAGCAUCACAGUCUGAAACAGGAGAGAGAGACCUACCAGAGGCUGGUGAACAUGCUGCACUAACUCCUUUGUUUACAUUCCUCAUGUCCACACAAACACGGGUAUCUAUUAUUAUUAAUUUUUUUUUUUUGGUGUCUCCUUUGUUACUAUGGUUUUUUUGUGAUCAUGCCUUUAUCGGAAGUCACCUUUUAUGCUUUUGUUUGGUCUGUUUUGGUCUGUGGUCACGGCACCACUUGUUGCUUUGGCUUUACAGCCUGAAAAUCAUGUGGACAAAAACCUGUAUAUACACUAUAUUUCCAAAAGUAUUUGGCCACCCAUCUAAAUGAUGAGAAUCAGGUGUCCUAAUCACUCGGCCACAGGUGUAUAAAAUCAAGCACUUAGGCAUGGAGACUGUUUCUACAAACAUCUGUGAAAGAACGGGCCGCUCUCAGUGAUUUCCAGCGUGGAACUGUCAUAGAAUGCCACCUGUGCAACAAAUCCAGUUGUGAAAUUUCCUCGCUCUUAAAUAUUCCAAAGUCAACUGUCGGCUUUAUUAUAAGAAAAGUGAAGAGUUUGGGAACAACAGCAACUCAGCCACGAAGUGGUAGGCCAUGUAAACUGACAGAGAGGGCUCAGCGGAUGCUGAAGCGCAUAGUGCAAAGACUUUCUGCGCAGUCAGUUCCUACAGAGCUCCAAACUUCAUGUGACCUUCCAAUUAGCCCACGUACAGUACGCAGAGAGCUUCAUGGAAUGGGUUUCCAAGGCCGAGCAGCUGCAUCUAAGCCAUACAUCACCAAGUCCAAUGCGUGGGAUGCAGUGGUGUAAAGCACGUCAUCACUGGACGCCUUCUCCGGAGUGAUGAAUCACACUUUUCCAUCUGGCAAUCUCAUGGACGAGUCUGGGUUUGGAGGUUGCCAGCAGAACGGUACAUUUUGGACUGCCGAGUGUGAAAUUUGGUGGAGGAGGAAUUAUGCUGUUUGGUUGUUUUUCAGGAGUUGGGCUUGGCCCUUUUGUUCCAGUGAAAGAAACUUUGAAUGCUCCAGGAUACCAAAACAUUUUGAACAAUUUCAUGCUCCCAAACUUGUGGGAACAGUUUGGAGCGGGCCCCUUCCUCUUCCAACAUGACUGUGCAGCAGUGCACAAAGCAAGGUCCAUAAAGACAUGGAUGACAGAGUCUGGUGUGGAUAAACUUGACUGGCCUGCACAGAGUCCUGACCUGAACACCUUUGGGAUGAAUUAGAACAGAGACUGAGAGCCUUCUCGACCAACAUCAGUGUGUGACCUCACCAACGCGCUUUUGGAAGAAUGGUGGAAAAUUCCUAUAAACACACUCCGCAACCUUGUGGACAGCCUUCCCAGAAGAGUUGAAGCUGUAAUAGCUGCAAAAGGUGGACCGACAUCAUAUUGAACCCUAUGGGUUAGGAAUGGGAUGGCACUUCAAGUUCAUAUGUGAGUCAAGGCAGGUGGCCAAAUACUUUUGGCAAUAUAGUGUAUUUUAAACCCAAUAUUUGGAUUUUUAAUAAAUACCUUUUUCAUGGGUGACUAUAGUUAUGCAUAAACCUCAGUAUCAGUAUGAAACCGGUCAAUAUAGUUAGUAUCGUUCAUACAACACACUGUUCUGUAUUUUACAAUACCAUAACUGUAAACAUGUAAUAUUUUUUAUUGGUGCUUUGUUCUAAAGGGAUCGCUGUAAUGCAAUGGGAACAUAAACAUGCUUUUUUUUUUUCUCACAGUAAUAUGUUAUGUAUUUGGAAGUGUACUAUUUAUUUCAGAUGGAAUGUAUUUAUCAGUUUGUUGUUUCUCUUGUUUCCGCUCUGCGUAUCUUAUGUUUAUUGAUGACGUGCAAGGGAAGAGGUCUGCAUGCUUAAAAAAAAAAAAAAAAUCCAGUUUGAAAGGUCAAGAUGAUUCUGUCUCCCAAUGCACGUCGGCAAUACAGUAUCUGCUUAGGAACCCCUUUGUGUAGCAAAUGUAGAAAUAUAUACACAGGGUAUGUAUAUUUCAAAAACAAAAUUGUCAAAAUUGAGAGUUGUGGUGAGCAGUUAACAAACACUCAUGGGUAGUGGUGGCUUACAGAGAGUGAUACUUUGUUCCUUGACGCCUCUUUAAGAAAAAAAACAUGUGACUGCUCGUACUGAAAGAAGUCGGCGGAGUGGCAUUCCUUGUUCGAUGUUAUCAUCGAUGUAAAUGAAACUAAGAAAAGGGAAAAAUUCCGAAUUGUGGAAUAAUUUUGAUUUUAUCGCGACUAAAUGUUCUCUUCCUGUUUACGUUCUGCACAGCUAUUCCUUAAAGGGGAACAUUAUCACCAGACCUAUGUAAGCGUCAAUAUAUAUCUUGAUGUUGCAGAAAAAAGACCAUAUAUUUUUUUAACCGAUUUCCGAACUCUAAAUGGGUCAAUUUUGGCAAAUUAAACGCCUUUCUAAUAUCCGCUCUCGGAGCGAUGACGUCACAACGUAAUGUCACAUCGGGAAGCAAUCCGCCAUUUUCUCAAACACCGAGUCAAAUCAGCUCUGUUAUUUUCCGUUUUUUCGACUGUUUUCCGUACCUUGGAGACAUCAUGCCUCGUCGGUGUGUUGUCGGAGGGUGUAACAACACGAACAGGGACGGAUUCAAGUUGCACCAGUGGCCCAAAGAUGCGAAAGUGGCAAGAAAUUGGACGUUUGUUCCGCACACUUUACCGACGAAAGCUAUGCUACGACAGAGAUGGCAAGAAUGUGUGGAUAUCCUGCGACACUCAAAGCAGAUGCAUUUCCAACGAUAAAGUCAAAGAAAUCUGCCGCCAGACCCCCAUUGAAUCUGCCGGAGUGUGUGAGCAAUUCAGGGACAAAGGACCUCGGUAGAACGGCAAGCAAUGGCGGCAGUUUGUUCCCGCAGACAAGCAAGCUAAACCCCCUGGAUGUCUUGGCUCACACCGUCCCUUACGCCACCGAAGAUGAUCAAGAGAAGAAUAUCGACCCUAGCUUCCCUGGCCUGCUGACAUCAUCUCCAAAACUGGACAGAUCAGCUUUCAGGAAAAGAGAGCGGAUGAGGGUAUGUCUACAGAAUAUAUUAAUUGAUGAAAAUUGGGCUGUCUGCACUCUCAAAGUGCAUGUUGUUGCCAAAUGUAUUUCAUAUGCUGUAAACCUAGUUCAUAGUUGUUAGUUUCCUUUAAUGCCAAACAAACACAUACCAAUCGUUGGUUAGAAGGCGAUCGCCGAAUUCGUCCUCGCUUUCUCCCGUGUCGCUGGCUGUUUUCGUCGGUUUCGCUUGCAUACGGUUCAAACCGAUAUGGCUCAAUAGCUUCAGUUUCUUCUUCAAUUUCGUUUUCGCUACCUGCCUCCACACUACAACCAUCCGUUUCAAUACAUUCGUAAUCUGUUGAAUCGCUUAAGCCGCUGAAAUCCGAGUCUGAAUCCGAGCUAAUGUCGCUAUAGCUUGCUGUUCUGUUUGUGUUGGCAUCACUAUGUGACGUCACAGGAAAAUGGACGGGUGUUUAUAACGAUGGUUAAAAUCAGACACUUUGAAGCUUUUUUUAGGGAUAUUGCGUGAUGGAUACAAUUUUGAAAAAAACUUCAAAAAUAUAAUAAGCCACUGGGAACUGAUUUUUAAUGGUUUUAACCAUUCUGAAAUUGUGAUAAUGUUCCCCUUUAAGGAACUCAUUGAAGAGCGAAGGAAGACAAUUGUAGAAUUACACAGUUAUUUUGGAGCUACUUCCAAACAAACUGCAGAUUCCAAGAUCAUCAAUUCAGUAUGCAAGUAUAAGUUAUUGAGGUGUGUCCCCUCUUUGUCAAGCCUGGGAUGACCCUUGGAGAACUCUCUGGAAGGACAUGGGUAGAAUGUUUAGAAAUAAUUUUUUUAAAUGGUAUCUCUUUAAAACACGCUGUAAAUAAAUGCAUAUCACCUGAAAGUAUGUCUUUAAAUAGCCAUGAACUGGAAGAUGCACUUUUUAAUCAAGAUACAAUUAAGAAAUUAAUUAAACUAUUUUCUGGAAUAAUAAAUGAACAUUAUAUUAGAAAUGCAAAUGACGCUUGUGUUCGGAAAUGGAUGAUGGACUUAAACAUUUUAGAUGAAAGAGACAUAUCAUGGUAUGAUAUUUGGAAAAAUGCCAAUAAACCCUUUAGAGAUUAAAUUAAAGAUAAACUGAGUCAAUUUAAGAUCUUGAAUAGAUUGUAUUUUACAUCUUCUCAGCUGUUUAAAAUUGGUGCUGUAGAUAGCAAAUGAUGUAUGAAGUGUCGGGCAGCUGAGGAAACUCUUGUUCAUUUAUUGUGGGAAUGUCAGAAAAUAAAAGAGUUAUGGUUGAAAACAACAAAAGAAGCAAUCACAUUCCUAAAUAUAAACAUCCCAAUGACACUGCAAACUUGUAUUCUUGGUGAUCUACAUCAAUUUAGUAAUGUGUUAUCAAAGAGUAAAAAAAGCAUUUAUUUCAUUGUGCAUCAUAACAAAAAGGGUGAUACUAAAAAAAAAGGAUUAAUGUUGAUAGUCCAACUCAUACUGACUGGUACACACAAGCUAUGGAGAUAUCAGUAGAAAAAACUGCAUUUAGUUUGGAUAAUAAUGAGUCAUAUAUUGGAAUAUGGGAUCCAUUAUUUAGAUUUGUUUUAACUAUUAAAUGAACCAAAAAUAUGACUUAUUUUAUCUUUGUGGAAAAUAUUGGACACAAUGUGUUGUCAAGCUUAUGAGAUGCGAUGCUAUUGUUCUUUUUUUUUUUAAUGUUUUUAUUUUUUAUAAAUGGCUGUAAUGAUAAUGUCAAUGAGGGAUUUCUAAUCACUGCUAUGUUGGAAUUGUUAUUAAUAUUGAUACUGUUGUUGAUAAUAUUCAUUUUUGUUUGACUGCUUUUGGAUUGUUUUGGGGCUUGUUUGUGUGUCCUCUCAAUUGCUCUGUCGAUUGCUAUUCUGAAUGUUGCUGUGUCGGGUUUGGUUUUGGAAUUUGAAUUGCACUAUUAUGGCAUUGUUUUGUUUGAUUGAUUAAGAAGAAAAAGAAAGAAUGGAGAAACCUGCUGGAACAUCUGUGACGUAGUCCACAAUGAAGCCAAGUUUACAUGGACUGAGAAGGUGCCGACUGUGGGAAGAGUUUACACAACUGAACUAUGUGCUUAUCAUGUCAGUCCAGGCAAAAAUUCAGCUAUGUGUACGUAAUGACAAGUAUGUAGGGGGCUUUGAACAUGCAAUUCAGGAAGUGUGUUCAGGGAAGGCAGAGCAAAAUUUUAAAGAUGAAUAAAAACAACAUAAAAAUUAAUCGUAAUAUUUGUUCAUUGAACUUUCGUAUAUGUAUUCUUUGUAGGAUUCAAGUCGUUAUUAACAUUGUUUUUAACCCUCAGGGGACUAUGGAUGACUUUUUUGUCUUUUUAAUAAAUGUUUUACUGUUUUUUGGCAAUAAUGUGUGUUGUAUUACUCCAAUAAACAUGAUUUUUCCCUAAAAAAAUUUUUUUUUAAAUUUCAACAUCCACUCUUUCACAGGUGUACAAGACACUGGCAGUUACCCCAAAACCAAAAGACAUAAAAGUCCUUCAUAUUUUAAAUGGCAUAAAAACAUUUUUGGAUUUUUCAGCCCUGAACAUAAAUACCAAACAUGUAUUGUGUUUAUUGUUAUUUUUA